Messenger RNA from Colletotrichum spaethianum, 3297 nucleotides. RefSeq lists its product as uncharacterized. Bases 1 to 3297 code for a protein of 1098 amino acids. The transcript has 2 exons. The record is from RefSeq and is a predicted model, not a curated record. Lineage: Eukaryota; Fungi; Ascomycota; Sordariomycetes; Glomerellales; Glomerellaceae.
AUGAGUAGCAGCUCGCGCCAGCGCUCUGCGACCCGAUCUGAUACCCACGACCGAAAUUCGAGCCCAUUCCCAUCCAUACCACGAUCCAGAGACGAGAUUCACAACAUCGACGGCCUCGUCUUCAACGUCAACGACUUGCCGAGCCACAACUCGACCAAGACCUCGACGACGUCGACGACGACGACGACAACGGCCAGACCCGUGCCUCCAACUGUAAACAGCACCUCUGCCGUAUCGCCGUACCCUCGACCGAGAAACUCGUCCAACUUUCUCUCUGCCGGCGGUCUUCGCCCGAGAGCCUCGACUGCGAGCUCUGUGCCGACCACUCCUCUCCUCGGGCACGAACCCGUGAGGCCAGCUACCAGAGCUGGCCCGCCUCCUCCACCGCCGCCAAUGUAUCAAAACACCCAACGACAUGCCUCGUCGGCAGACCCCUCGAGGCCAUUCCAGGUCCCUCCGCCGCCGCCCCCCAUGUCGCCGCCCGUUCAGGGUCAGAUGAACAACAUGAUGUCUAUACCCCCUCCGCCCCCGAGGUUCCCUUCUGCUCCCGGUGCGACGGGCGGGAGCGGCAUGAUGCUUCCCCCGCCUCCAGGGCCGCCGCCCGGAAGUGCAAUGGCCGGCCAGGCGCCGUGGCACGGUGCCUUUGGACGCAUGUACGAUGGCCGUGGCGGCUUCAACGUGCCCCCUCCCCCGCCGGGCCAACACCAGGCCUACAACCCCAAGCUGCAUGCACAAGUUGCGCCGGGCACCACACUGUCGAUACCGCCACCGCCUCCACCGAGCGAUCAUGGGCAGAUGUCUGCAACGUACAUACCACAAGGCGACACGUACGGCGAAGGAGUAGGGAUACCGGGCCUGGGCGGUUUCGACGAUUCGGGCACAUUUUCGGCAACGUCCCAGGGCUCGUGGCCGACGAACAGCCAGGCCAGCGGUGACACGAUGAUGACUACACCGCAAGACGACAUCUCUGGGAGGGAUAGACUUUAUGCCCAGGCUAUGCACAGCCGCGGAUUGUCGACCACAUCGACUGCGACGAUCGCUUCCAGUAUCCAUCCGGACCUGGCGGCGCAAUGGCCAUUAGAGAAGGUGUUGCUGUGGCUCGCCUCGAAUCAGUUCUCCAAGGACUGGCAGGAAACGUUCAAGGGACUCAACCUGCAUGGCGCGCACUUCCUGGAGCUUGGCAGUGCACAUGGCGGCCGAGGAAACUUUGGUAUGAUGCACCAGCAGGUGUACCCCAGGCUGGCCGUCGAAUGCACAAACAGCGGGACGGGAUGGGAUCAGCCGCGGGAGCGGGAGGAAGGCAAGAGAAUGCGACGUCUCAUAAGAAGUAUCGUGACCGGCCGGCCGGCCGACCCGUCGAAAGUAUCUUCGCAUGGACGGAAAGAGUCGGUCAACCACGGCAAUAACUUGCCUAGCGCUGGGUCGGACAUGGCAGAAUCCCCCAACGUGAGUAUGAUAACCCGUGUGGGUGAACAUGCGAAGGCUGAUGGACGGCAGACGCCGAUCAAGGCGCCGGGGCCUGGAUUCGGCGGGCGGCGAUUCUCGCAAACCAGGUCCACGACCAUGCCCUCUUUGAACAACACCAUGAGCUCCGAUUCUAACCACAGAAACAUGUUGAAGCAACUCGAUGUAGACGGCACCCGUCGACACAGCCCGAAUGCCAGCGAGUCUGGCGAGGGCACGUUUCGUCCGCCGCCGCUGCGAACCGACAGCCCCAACGGCAGUCCAAACCCUCAGAGCGCAACCCUGUUUCCUUCCUCCGCCGGCCAAAUGUCGGCCUCCCCGCACUCGACCAAGUUCGGGCACAGGUCGAGGAACAGUACAGAUUCCGUGUCGUCGAGUGCGGCCAUCUACGGGUCAGGUGUGCCGCCUGAGGCUAGUCAGAUGCUACGCAGCGGCAUGAACAUUGCAGACAUCAUCCAAGCGACCCGCAGCAAUGGCGAUUCCCGUCGGCUCGGUCAGGACGGUGGCCGUCCUUCGCCGCAGGAGUCGAAUGGAGACCGCUCCGCUGGCACUGAGCCUCCUUCCUCCGCCAAGGACUCCAAGAGCUUUCUCAGCUUUUUGUCGAGAAAGAAGAAGCAGAAGGAAGAUGGAUUCCCCAGCCCUGACGAUAUGGAGUCGCCGACCUCUCCAGCACUCAAUUUCAAGGCUCAUUCGUUCGGCUCCCGCUUUGGAAACAACAGCGAGACAUCUCUGGAUAUUCGGCCUGGCUCCAGCUUUGACGUAUACGAGAAGGAUGCAGCCAAGUCGAGGCGUCCCGGGCCGAUCAGAGUCUUCGUGUUGGCCACCAUGGACGGAUACAACUAUCGCAUGUGCGACAUCACCGAAGCCGAGUCCGCGGCGGACCUUCGCCAGAUUAUUUGCAGCAACCUGGGUUUGACGGACGCCGCAAGUUCUCAGAUUUACCUCACUGAGCUCGGCAAGUCCAACCAUGACAAUCCCCUCGACGACCAGAAACUACUCAACAACCGCAAACACAGGGCGGAUGCUACAGGGUCCCUCAAGUUCUUCGUUCGUCCUGCUGGCGCUGUGCCUCAGGGCCCUGCCAAUCCCAACAACGUACAAUCGCAUACAUCCCUUGACGAGGAAGCGUACAAUCGUCUGAACGGUGUGUCACGGACGAGGUCUAGUUCAUCUCCACCGACGUCGAGACAGAACACCUUGACUGGGGAAAGAAUAGAUGACAAGAUGCUUGCACAAGAAGCAAGCGAGUACCGUGCUGAGAUGGAGCGUAAGCAGCGCGAGUACCUGGAGAAGAGACGGCGAGCGGCUGGCUCAGGCAACACGCCGGAUAGCGCAACUACAUCGUACGGCAUCCAUGGAAGGACCGUCGACUUUGAUCAGCCACGCCAGUCGCCGUAUGAAGACAAGAAGCCAGACGUGCUGUUCCCCGUGCGGAAGCCCCCUGCGCCACCGAGCGACCCAUCGGCGACGCUGCUCAAAGCCAACUCCCUGAGCAGGAAGUCGGGCCACUCAAUGCGGUCAUCAGAUGGGCUGUCUGCGCCUCGAAGGCCCUCUACCCUAUUUGAGGACAUGAAGCUCCCCGGACAGAACAACGGAGACAGGAAGAAGAAGACAUCGAGCCAGCCCGUCGCCGGUAUUGGCGCAGCACUCGUCGGGAUGGGCAGAGGCCUCGGAGCGGUUGGCGUCACGGCCAACCGUAGGUCCAAGUCGCCCAACCAAGAAUUCUCGCAACCAGUCCUGGGUAGCGAGCAGUCAGACAGAGUCUUUACCGGGGAGGGACAGUCCCCAGUCGGCGUUGUCUGGCUCACCCGGCACUCUCACCUGGAGCCGUAG